CGGGACUCAGGAGAGGGGCAGAUAGAGCGGGGAGGAGUGGGGAGCCUGAUGGGAGCUGCAAAGAAGGCUCUUGCAGUUCACAAGGAGGGGUCAGGUCUUGAUUCCACCCAAAAAAGCAGGAGCUGCAAUUUUAUUGAGUUUAUGGUAUCUGAGCCCCUUUUGGGUGAAUUAUGGUAUCCAGGGACUGAGUAACAGUUGCUCCUGGGUGGAGGAAUUAAAGCUAUGUGGUCUCUCCCUCCACCUGCUUCUCUUUCCCUUGGAAGGCUCAGGUGAGCUGGUGAGAGGGGCAAGAAGAAACAGCAGGUGACUGCCCCGUCACUUGUUCUGGAUGGAUUGGAAUGGGGAAAUCGGCCCGUAGCAUGAGCCCAUGGUACCUGGGAAGCACCUGCUUCAUCCUUAGGGCACUUUUCCUCCUCCUCUUCUGCCGAUAUGUGUCAUCCCAGUGCAAGAUCCUGCGAUGCAACUCGGAGUACGUGGCUGCCACUCUCAACCUACGUGGCUCCAACAAGAAUGCAGCCUACUGCAACGCCCUACGCUCCUACUCCCACUGCACUCGCAAGACGGCUCGCACCUGCCGGGGUGACCUGGCCUACCACUCCGCUGUCCAUGGCAUCGAGGACCUCAUGAUCCAAAACAACUGCUCCAAGGAAGGACCCACCUCGCCACCUCGGCCUCGCCUGCCAGCCCCCAACCACCAGGGUUUCGAGUCUCUGGAUAUCUGCAACUACGAGAAGAAUUUCUUCCACAAGAAUGGCCGGCCCCCAGCUUAUCAGCACUGUGCAGCAUUCGGGGACCCUCACAUCAGGACUUUCCAUGAUGACUUCCACACCUGCCGGGUAGAGGGCUCCUGGCCUCUCCUGGACAAUAACUACCUGUUUGUGCAGGCAACAAGCUAUCCAGUGGCCAAGGGGUCCAAUGCCACUGUUACUAGCAAGCUCACCAUCAUCUUUAAGAACAUGAAGGAGUGCAUUGACCAGAAGGUUUACCAGGCUGAGAUAGACAACCUGCCUGCAGCCUUCGAGGAUGGCUCGGUGAAUGGUGGUGAGAGGCCUGGAGGGAGCAGCCUGACCAUCCAGGAGCGACUGCCUGGCCAGCACGUAGAGAUCCGUGCCGUCUAUAUUGGCACCACCAUUGCCGUGCGCCAGGCAGGUAGGCAGCUCUCAUUCUCCAUCCGCACAGCGGAGCAGGUGGCACGCUCCUUCACAGAGGAGCAGGACCUGCAGCUCUGUGUCAGCGGCUGCCCGCCCAGCCAGCGCCUCUCCCGCAGCGAAUGUCGGCGUGGCAGUAUUGCUGUGGAGAUGGCACGAGUGCUGUGCAAGGAAAAGUUGCCGGUGGAGGACGUUUAUUUCCAGUCGUGCGUCUUUGACGUGGUGACCUCGGGGGACAUCAACUUCACCUUGGCCGCACAUGGUGCUUUGGAGGAUGCCAGGGUGUUCCAUCCAGAUGCUGAGAAACUGCACAUCUUCCAGACUGGGGCAGGCUGCCAUCACCUCUCCUUACCCUUCCUCUUCCUCAGCAUCACAUCUAGCCUCUUGGCUAUUCAGUUGCACUUUUAACUCCCUGUCCAGCAUUCACCCAGCCUACAUAUAACACAAGGGUCCUAUUCUUCCAUCUCAAUGCAAUUGCUAGAGCAUUGCUGAUCCACGAAUCUAUAGGUGCUCUAUAACAAACCGGUGGUGGGACAGACGUCAACCAGAAGGGAAUGGUGCCCCAGAAUCUGCCAUCCCUGAAGGGAUGUAUUCAGUUUAAGUGGAUGCUGGAUUGGUCAACGAUUCAGGUCUGUAGAAAUGCAUCAGAGAGAAGGGUCCUGGGGGUACCAGUUUGUAUCUCCUCGUGUUGAGGUCUGAAUUAGUUGAGUCCUACUCCUCCCCCAAACAAUUCCCUGCCAGGAGUUCCGGUAUAUUUUAUUUUUUGAUGCAAGUGAGGAAAUCGCUGUCAUGUGAAGGGAAAAAAAAAUACCUGCAGUGUCACUGUCAGGCUUAUUGUGAGGCAUUGCAAGAUAUCAGUCCUUUACUUGCCUUGUUGUUGUUUUUUUGUAGGAAAAGCAGCAAGAGGGUAACCAGAAUUACUUGAUCAAUGUGUGGGGUUUCUUGAACCACUGGAGCUAGAAGCAGAUGUUAUCUACUAUAUUUUCGUUUUAUGGAGCAGUGGGAUAGCAUACUAAGUUCUAGCAUUUUCUUAUGUUGCUAUAUUUUUCCGACUUAGACAGCAGUCUUGGACUGAAUAUUGCAAGUCCCAGACUUUGGACCAGCAUUGAGUUUCAGUUAGACAGUGUAGAGAAAAGUCACCUAAUGUUGGGGCGCAAGCUGCUCAUUGUCUUGUCCCUGUCCACCCCGUGGAAGCUCAACCAUGAACACUAGAAUGACUUGAGGAGUCAGAUUAGUGAUGUCCCGAACCGUAGAAGCUGUGAUGGCCAAGAAUGAGCGGAUUCUUUCAGUGAGAAGGUAAAAUGUUAAGGAAUGUACAUAAAUAUUGCUGUGAAGCUGAAGUUAAAUGUUUAAUAUAUUUAAGAGGUUUAAAGAGAUGUGGAUAGAGUUCUGUUUGUUAACACAUAUUUUCCAUAUAUUUUUUAUAAAGAGGGCUUGUCUAUUGAAAAAAUUGCAAUUUUUUGUCUUGCUGAGCUAUUGAGAUUAUCCUACAAAGACAGGAUUUGUAGAAGAUACCUAAGCCAGCAGUCAUUCAAGAUGUGUAGGAAGAUUUGGUUAUCCUGUUCAGUGAAAGAGAGUGAAAGUGCGUGUGGGGUUUUAUCAAAGAGCAAAAACAAGUUUCAUUUUACAUGAUUCAUGUUUCAAGCCACGUUAAGUUUGUUUGAACCACAGUAAAAGGUGUAGUACGAAAGAGUUUUGAUAAUCCAUCAGCAUAUCACCCCCUCCACAUACACACAUGCACACUGUAUAGUGUCCUUUAUAUGACAGUUUCUCUGUUUCUUGUAUGUUGGCAUUGUUAAUCCACAAGUGUUUAAUAUUAAAGGUGUCUAUUU
Messenger RNA from Alligator mississippiensis (American alligator), 2980 nucleotides. RefSeq names its product hemojuvelin BMP co-receptor (gene HJV). Bases 339 to 1556 code for a protein of 405 amino acids. Gene Ontology annotation, cellular component: plasma membrane. NCBI's taxonomy places the organism in Eukaryota, Metazoa, Chordata, Crocodylia, Alligatoridae. The transcript is spliced from 4 exons. Gene Ontology annotation, molecular function: coreceptor activity. Gene Ontology annotation, biological process: BMP signaling pathway. The record is from RefSeq and is a predicted model, not a curated record.